Molecule: messenger RNA, 2543 nt
Organism: Xyrauchen texanus (razorback sucker)
Lineage: Eukaryota; Metazoa; Chordata; Actinopteri; Cypriniformes; Catostomidae
Gene: ypel3
Product: yippee-like 3
Exons: 4
Coding region: 1021-1557 (178 amino acids)
Source: RefSeq, a predicted model, not a curated record
GGUUUUUUUUGCGCCACAUGACGUAUAAGAUAACUUCCUCGGUAAAUACUGUAAACAAAUCAACGAAUACUUUUUGGUUGCGACGUAUCUUGAACAGUGGCCUUGCUAGUUGAUGUUUGGAAAUUACGUUAACGGCACACAUUUUUGGUGUAAGCUCAAAGCGUCAGAGGAGACAAGAAGGAGGGAAGCGUAGUAAAAAGCGCAGCGUGUCACACGUUUGUUUAGUUGAAUGCUCGCGACUAGUGAAAGCGGAAUAUCUACACAGCGGUAGACAGACCCUUUCUCAUGCAUUUGAGUUGAUCACGCUUCUCUUCUGGUGACAAUACUACAACUGCGUUUGUCUUGAAGAAAUCAUUAAUAUUUAGGUGAGUCCAUUCUCGUAGUUACGCAUUUCGAAUGGCGCGAGCGCACGAGAACCCGUUCUGUUUUGAAACGUGCAUCUCUAAAUCGCUGCAAAGUCCUUUUACAGUGCUGCGGUGAUAUUCUUUGAAAAUCGAAAUGUUUGCUCGAAUAUGUAGGUGCGGUAAAUCAGGUAAGUGGCAAACGAACAGCUAGCCGCAUGCGUUGGUGUUAUUUUUCAGCUGCAAUGUGUGGUCCAUAAACUGAACUAAAAUCGCAAGGAUGUCUAUGCACAUGAUUAGGUAAAUUUUCAAAGAUAUUGCAUUUGUUGUCACAACAUUUACUUAAAAACUCUGAGUGACAACAUGGCGUAGUUAUCCAUUACCUCUCACCCCUGUUUACCCUCCCUCGUGCCUGUUGUGCCAUAUUUGGGGUAACUACAGUGGGCAGCCAAGCAAAGUAGGUCAGUUGGAUGUUUCCUUUUUUCCGGGUCUAUCACUAAAGCAGGACAGGGGAUGUCAAAUUUGGGCGAUAUUAUAAAAAAAACUAUGCACUGCGAGAUGGCCAAUAAUGUCAAGUCCAACAUGCUCAAAUGUCAAAGUAUUUAACCUGCUAUGAAGUUCAAGCAAAACCACUGGUUGUUGGUGUCGACGCCAUGCUUUUCUAACAUCAUAUAAAUGCAUGACUGUUUGUCAAUCCUGCUAUGUGCUUUUGUUGUUGUCGUCGUCAAAGCUGCUCAUAAGUUAUAGCCUUUGCUGUUUUGUUGUCAUGGUCAAAUUUAGACAUAACAGGAGGGGGGCAGGGGUUGUUAUCCUUGCUUGUUUGGUCUAUUUUUGUUUGUGUGUGGUUUUCAAAGACAUGGUGAAGCAGACCAAGGCCAAAACAUUCCAGGCCUAUCUGGACUCCUGUCACCGGCGCUACAGCUGUGUCCACUGCCGCGCGCACCUGGCCAAUCAUGAUGACCUCAUUUCUAAGUCCUUUCAGGGCAGUCAAGGACGUGCAUACCUGUUCAAUUCUGUGGUGAACAUAGGUUGUGGCCCAGCAGAAGAAAGGCUGCUACUGACUGGUCUUCAUGCGGUGGCUGAUAUUUACUGUGAGAAUUGCCACACCACACUGGGUUGGAAAUAUGAGCAGGCAUUUGAGUUAAGUCAGAAGUACAAGGAGGGGAAGUUUAUCAUCGAAUUAUCUCACAUGAUUAAAGAUAAUGGCUGGGACUAAAGCCUUAAGUCUUUGCUAUAACUUGCUGUCACCGCCUGCAGCUUCUCCAAGAACAGCAUGAGAAAUGCUUCCUUUUACAUCAAUCUCCAUCUACGUUACUAUUGUGUGCAACUUUUCCCACACGGAUAUCCCAGUGCACCAGUUUUUCAGAAGAGGUGGGGUGUCUGGUCUGUACAAAUGUGUUUGGGGGGUGUGCUUUAAGCUUGUGUGUAAGGGAUGCUUUGGUGUGCUUGAGAAGCUGUGCCUGAAUUCUCAUCAACCACUUCAAUCCUGAUACAAAGAAUGAUUUAAUUUUGUUGGAAUUUUGACUUAAGCCCUCAAAUUCUCCUGAUUAAGUGCAGUUUAGAUUUUUUUGGACAAAAUUUGAUCAUAAUGUUAAGAUCCAAUGCAUUUUUAUUCAGUUAAUUUUUACUUUAAACAACGAGAAAUAUUUGUGUGAAAUUUUACCGUUUGUAAAUGAUGUGAGUUUUAUUGCGUUUGAGAACUUGGCUUGGAGAGGAUUAUGUGCAAUAUGAGAGUGUGUGUGUGUUUGCAUGGAAAGGAGAAUUAUUAAUGUCUCCAAAUUCAGUACCUUUUUUUUGUUAAAUUCAUCUUUUAAAUGACCAAGUCACAGAAAUCCCAACAAAUGAACAUCUGCUCAUAAGUGUUUGUGAGUGUGAGCGAAAAGCAACUGCUGGUUUAUUGGAGUUAGAGAUUGUCCAAAAUUGACUGACUUUAAGACACUUCAAUUACAGCUUAUGAAUUUAAGAUUUAAUUGGGAUAUUCAUUUUUAGGUUUUGUCUUGUUUCUUGCCUUUUGUCCAUGAGAAAUGUUGUAAAUAUAAUCUAAUAUUGAGCAGAAUGUACAGAGACAUUUAUCUGAUCAUGUUAGAGCAGACCUGCCAUGCAAAAUGUGUUUUUGAUUAUGUAGCAAAAUAUUUUUUGAAUGCUAAACCAUUAAAGUGUAUUACAUUAACCUGAUUUCUUUACAUUAAAGUAUGGGGUAAA